This is a messenger RNA of Lasiodiplodia theobromae, 1254 nucleotides long. RefSeq names its product Zinc finger PHD-type protein. Gene Ontology annotation, cellular component: Rpd3L-Expanded complex; nucleus; Rpd3L complex. Gene Ontology annotation, biological process: regulation of DNA-templated transcription. The record is from RefSeq and is a predicted model, not a curated record. Lineage: Eukaryota; Fungi; Ascomycota; Dothideomycetes; Botryosphaeriales; Botryosphaeriaceae. The coding region runs from base 1 to 1254 and encodes 417 amino acids. The transcript has 3 exons.
AUGGCUUUGGCUGAAGAUGCCGCCUCUGUGUUGGAGCUUUUCAUCCAUGAUGUGGCCAACUUACCAGCAGAAAUAACCCAUCUAUACGAGGAAAUGCAGGCAAAAGAGCAACAAAUUCAAGCAUGCAAUAACGUUAUUGAGGCUCGCGACGGCAGCUUGCAGAAAUUCGUGAAGCUCAAUGGAAGCUUGGUCAAGAAUCCCAAGGAAGAGCCUUACAACAAGUUGAUACUACAGAACUACGAGAAAGCCCAAACACUCCAGGAUGAAAAGGUCCAUCUGGCAGAGAAGGCGGCUCAGCUGCUGGAUCGUCAUGUCAAACGACUUGAUGUCAAGAUACGCGAUCUAACCAACGAUGGAUCUAUACCGCAUGAUCCCCAGCUACCGUCGCUCUUGCGUGAAUCUCCAGGGAACCUGGUUGCACCAACGUCUUCCACAGCCACGGGAACGAACACGCCUCUGAAUCCGCUUUCGAUCAAUGCCCAUGCAGGAUCACAGCAAAUAGCCAAUGCUGCUAUCGCGCGCCUGGCAAGUGCUGCUGGGCAGAAUCGGAGCAUGAGCUCUCCUGCAAUGGGUGGCUCGGGCUCGACGAUUCUUAAUCAGACACACAUGUCCAACGCGUCGGCGAUAGCUGCUAUGUCGGCCAACAACAGACAACGGGAAAUGUCUGUUGGCAGCGACAGCAAACGCCGCCGUCUCAACGCAUCUCUGGGCUCGCUCCCAUCGGCGAGCUCUUCUCUGGCGCGGCAGUCGUCGAUAGGCCCCGGCACCCCAAAGGCUGGGACGCCUGGCGGCAGCCGGGCCGGCAGCCUGGGGCCCAGGCCGAGCACGAAGAAGAACACAAAGACAGUGCUGCCGGGGAAGGCGAACAGGAAGAAGAUUGGUAAGGCCGGCAUGUCGAAGAAGUCAGCACGCAGGCUCAUGGGUGGCUCCCGAGCGUCACCGUCGACAACUGGGGAUGACGAAAGCAUGCUCAGCGAUGCAGAAGUUUCAGACGAGGACGCGUCUGCGCUGGGGCACGACGGCGCAGCAGACGACGACCCGAUGGACCUGGAGGAAGACGCGGACGAUACGCAGUACUGCAUCUGCGAACGCGUCAGCUUCGGGGACAUGGUGGCGUGCGACAACCCCAAGUGCGAGAUCCAGUGGUUCCACUGGGAGUGCGUGGGGCUGACGCAGGAGCCAAAGGGCGAGUGGUUGUGCCCAAUCUGCGACCCCAACUCCAAGUACGACAAGAAGAAAAAGAAGCUGCGGUGA